AUGAAAAGUCAAAAUGAAAAUGAACGCAACAAUGCUCGAUUAGGACCGUGGAGAUCCCCGGACUCCCUCCGUUAUCAGUCCGGAGCCUCGUUGGACUCCGUGCGGAAUUCCUUUUUCCUUCCGAGCUCUUUCGGGACUGGGAUUCAAUCCUCGAGGUGCGAGCCAGUAGUGUACGAGUCGGGGUCUGGAUGCGACCCUUUUCAGCCCGCACCCCCUUGCUACAUGGGAUUCAGCAGUUGCUACUGGCUGUACUACAUCCAACACGGUGUGCGUCAUGACGUGCUCACAUCUCAGCGCGAGGAAUAUCCAAGCUGA
Molecule: messenger RNA, 315 nt
Organism: Penicillium hordei
Lineage: Eukaryota; Fungi; Ascomycota; Eurotiomycetes; Eurotiales; Aspergillaceae
Exons: 2
Coding region: 1-315 (104 amino acids)
Source: RefSeq, a predicted model, not a curated record